AUGGAGGCAAGCACUCUACAAGCCCAGGUGAUCAGAAUUAUCACAGACGUGCAGCUCACCAUUUUCACCAACAUGCUGGGUGUGUUGCUCUUCCUGCUUGUCAUUCUCUGUCACUACAUGGCCAUCAACAAUCCCAAGAAACAGGAAUGAAAAACAGCGCUUUCUCAGUGCUAGGGUU
Molecule: messenger RNA, 178 nt
Organism: Rhinolophus ferrumequinum (greater horseshoe bat)
Lineage: Eukaryota; Metazoa; Chordata; Mammalia; Chiroptera; Rhinolophidae
Product: dolichyl-diphosphooligosaccharide--protein glycosyltransferase subunit 4-like
Exons: 2
Coding region: 1-150 (49 amino acids)
Cellular component (GO): oligosaccharyltransferase complex
Source: RefSeq, a predicted model, not a curated record